AUGCGUCUUUCAAUUGGAUUCGCUCUUGUUUUUGCUGCAAUUGCUUUCGUACAAGGCAAACCGUUGUUCAAUCAACUUGUUACUCAAAUUAAUCUUCCUAAUCAGCUCAACGGUAUCCAAGACUUCCUCGGUCAAUAUCAAAGCGUACUCAGCCAACUCCAAGGUUUGGUCAGCGGUGUUUCACCAGCUCAGUUGCAAGCACUCGUUCAACAGGUUGCCGGCAAUGUCUCACCUGCUCAGUUACAAUCAAUUGUUCAACAAGCUGCUCAACUUGCUCAAAGUGUUCUCAGCGGGCAAGUCGAUGUGAACACAGCUCUCAGUCAAGUAUCGGACUUCGUUCAACAACUGCUUAACGGUAGCGCCGGUCUAACGCGUCCAGCCAAUGUUAAAGGUUUUCCAUUUAAUGGCGUUCAAGGUCUUCUUAACCAAUACGGAAACGUACUCAGUCAACUCCAAGGUCUGGUCAGCGGUGUUUCACCAGCUCAGUUGCAAGCACUCGUUCAACAGGUUGCCGGCAAUGUCUCACCUGCUCAGUUACAAUCAAUUGUUCAACAAGCUGUUCAGCUUGCUCAAAGUGUUCUCAGCGGGCAAGUCGAUGUGAACACAGCUCUCAGUCAAGUAUCGGACUUCGUUCAACAGCUGCUUAACGGUAGCGCCGGUCUAACGCGUCCAGCCAAUGUUAAAGGUUUUCCAUUUAAUGGCGUUCAAGGUCUUCUUAACCAAUAUGGAAAUGUACUCAGCCAACUCCAAGGUCUCGGUCAACAAGUUGCUAACACUCUUUCACAAGCUCAAUUACAAUCACUCGGUCAACAGGUGUCUCAACUCGCUCAAAGCGUUGUCACUGGUCAAGUUGGUGCGAGCGCAGCUGCAAGCCAAUUGUUGGCUUUAGUUCAGCAAUAUCUCGGCUCUAACACUCAACUAUACAAUGCUGCCCAACAAUUGCUUAGCGUAGUUCAAGGAAAUUGA
This is a messenger RNA of Adineta ricciae, 966 nucleotides long. Lineage: Eukaryota; Metazoa; Rotifera; Eurotatoria; Adinetida; Adinetidae. The record is from the annotation of a GenBank genome assembly.